Messenger RNA from Rhodamnia argentea, 1584 nucleotides. Its product is annotated as disease resistance protein L6-like. The transcript is spliced from 3 exons. NCBI's taxonomy places the organism in Eukaryota, Viridiplantae, Streptophyta, Magnoliopsida, Myrtales, Myrtaceae. The record is from RefSeq and is a predicted model, not a curated record. Gene Ontology annotation, biological process: defense response; signal transduction. The coding region runs from base 1 to 1584 and encodes 527 amino acids. Gene Ontology annotation, molecular function: ADP binding.
AUGGAGAAGUCAUUGGGGUACGAUUACGAAGUGUUUUUGAGCUUCAGAGGACCUGAUACCCGUAGCGACAUUACUGAUUACCUCUACACCAGCAUGAUUGAUGCUGGAAUUCGGGCAUAUAAAGACGACGAAGAACUUCGGAUUGGGGAAGAGAUCAGCGGCCAGCUUCUCCAAGCGAUUGAGCAGUCAAAGAUCUCAAUACCAAUCUUUUCUAAAGGAUAUGCCGAAAGUCCAUGGUGCCUUAGGGAGUUGGUCAAGAUGGUGGAGAGAAAGAAUACAAGCAAACAUACGAUCAUGCCCAUAUUCUACGAUGUUGCACCAUCUGAGGUAAAAUACCAGACUGAGCACUACCGCACUGCCAUUGCUUCUCAAGAAAACAAGAAUCGGUUCGAUGUUGAGACUAUCAACAAGUGGACGGCUGCUCUCAAUGAGGUUGGAGCACUAAAGGGAUGGGACCUCCACAACAAGCCAAACAGAGGCAAAGGUGAAUUUGUGAAAGAAGUUGUCAAUAACGUUUUGACUGAGUUGAAAAGCGCUUACUUGGAAGUAUCUGAUUGCUUGGUCGAAGUAGACAAUCUUGUGGAUGAAAUCAUGAGGGUGAUAGGUUCCCACAACAAUGAAACAAAGAUCGUUGGAAUUCAUGGCAUGGGUGGCGUGGGAAAGACAACUCUUGCCAAGAUAGUGUAUAAUAAACUUUCUAAUGAUUUUGUUGAUUGUUGCUUCCUUUCCAACAUCCGAGAAAUAGAGAUGACGUGCUUGCAGAAUCAACUCAUAUCUGACAUCCUUAAAAAAAAAUGGACCCGUGUUGAUAAUAUAAUGGAGGGGACAAAGUUGAUCAAGGAAAGGUUGUGCUCUAAAAGAGUGCUUCUUCUACUUGAUGAUGUUGACAAAACAAGUCAACUUGAUGCGCUCAUUCAGAAGCAUGAUUGGUUUGGAAAAGGAAGUAAGAUUAUUAUUACGACCAGAGACCAAGGGAUUCUCGAUAGGCCUACACUUGUUGAUGGGACUUACGAACUUACUGGCAUGGAUUUUGAUCAUUCUCUUCAACUUUUUAGCAAACAUGCGUUUAGAAGAGAUUAUCCCUUAGAGCAAUACAUCUCUCACUCUGAAAGAGCACUAAAUAUAUGCGGCGGUCUUCCUUUAGCUCUCGAGGUAAUAGGUUCUCUUUUGUCGGGAAAAAGCAUUGAGAAGUGGGAUAUCAUAUUAAAGGAGUUAGAAGAGUUGCCUCACGAGGAUGUCCAAAGGAAGCUGAUGAUCAGCAUUGGGUCAUUAAAUGAAGACCAAAGAAAAAUAUUUCUUGAUGUCGCUUGUUUCUUCAUAGGUUUUGAUAAAAGAAUUGUGAUUCACAUGUGGGAAAGCUGUAGAUUUCUUCCUGUACAAUCGCUUCAAAUCCUCCAGCAAAGAUCUUUGAUAAAGAUCAGAGAAGAUAACCAACUGUGGAUGCAUGAUUGGUUAAGAGAUAUUGGAAGAAAUUCCAUACAACAAGGAAGUGGGAGGAAACCAGGGGUGUGGACUCAAGCACAAGCAUUGGAGGUUCUCGAGAAGAUUCAGGUUAUCAACGCAGAAAAUCAGGGCUUUUUCUAA